AUCCAUCCUAGCUAGCUUGUAACUCUCCUCUUCUCUAGUUCUCUUCUAGCUCUCCCUCGAUCCCCCAACAUGCAUACAUAUCACACGCGCACGGUCUACUCUCAGCAAGCAAAGAGGAGCAAAAAAGGUCACCAAGCUAGCUAGGAGACCAAGAGGAUCGGAGGAGCUAGUCUUCGUUGCUUCAUCACCUCUCUCGAUCUCGCGCGCGCGGUUGAUUGGAUCACCCCUUGGGCUACCUACCUGAAAGUCAAAUCGAUCUGCAGUAUCACACCGCUGAGCUCAUAUAUAGGUGUAGGGCAAGAAGCAACUAAGAUCCAGAUCGAUAGGGUAGAGUAACACGGAGGAGGGGCUAGACACUGUGAUCUGCGGCUACCCGGGCACUAGCCAGCGGCAAAGAACAAGUUAUUUGGAGGAGGAAGAAGAAGCAGCAAGCAAGAAUUAAACAGUAGGUUCUAGCUACAAGGGAAGGUUAAGCUGGCGAACCGGUGGUGGCACGAGGGGCGGCUGGGCCUCCCGGUGACCACGGAGGCGCCGCCACUAGGCUCCUCGGGCCUCAACAAUAAGAACUCGCCGGGAAGCCAAGACAUGGUGGCGCCCUGCAAGGACUGGGAGCACAGCCAGAGCGGCGCAAGUGACCCCGACGAUGACCGCGAGAACGGCAACGGCGAGCCCAACAAGGGCGCGGUGGUGGCCGCCAAUCGGCGUCCGCGCGGCCGGCCCCCGGGGUCCAAGAACAAGCCCAAGCCGCCCAUUUUCGUCACACGGGACAGCCCCAACGCGCUGCGCAGCCACGUCAUGGAGGUCGCUAGCGGCGCCGACAUCGCGGAAUCCAUCGCCCACUUCGCACGCCGCAGGCAGCGCGGCGUCUGCGUGCUCAGCGGCGCGGGGACCGUGGCCGACGUCGCCCUGCGCCAGCCAGCCACGCCCGGCGCUGUCGUGGCUCUCCGCGGCCGCUUCGAGAUACUGUCCCUGACCGGCACAUUCCUCCCGGGCCCCGCCCCACCGGGCACCACAGGCCUAACCGUUUACCUAGCCGGCGGGCAGGGGCAAGUGGUCGGAGGCAUCGUGGUCGGCGCGCUCACAGCGGCGGGGCCUGUCAUGGUGAUCGCGUCCACAUUUUCGAACGCGACGUACGAGAGGCUGCCGCUCGACGAGGCUGAGGAGGACACGGAAGCCUGGCCCGGUGGCGUCCCUCCGAUGGUGGGCAGGCUGCCCGAUCCGUCGGCGAUGGCAAUGUAUGGCGGCGUGCCACCCAACCUCAUUCCCGGAGGCCGGCAGCUUGGCCAUGGCCGCCGUACUAGCACAAGCAAUCGAGAUCCAUGUAUGAUCGAUGCAUGGCAACCUUCAAGUUAGUGAUACAUGCAUGUCCUUGCUCCCAAGCAUCGUCGACAUAAGCUAACUGCUAGGAUCUGAUCGAGUUCAUAUCGCAAUAAGGCCGGCCACGCAUCAUGCAUGUUUCAAUUAAUGCAUCAUAUAUUUUCCAAAGGGUUAUUAAGAUCUUGCACGGUGUGUUUGUGUGUUGCGGUUUCAGGAGAGUACGUUUGCUUAUACUCAUGUUUGAAGAAUUGCCUAGCUAAUUGUAUUGUACGUAUGUAAACACCUCCAUCCUCUAGAUA
Molecule: messenger RNA, 1616 nt
Organism: Phragmites australis (common reed)
Lineage: Eukaryota; Viridiplantae; Streptophyta; Magnoliopsida; Poales; Poaceae
Product: AT-hook motif nuclear-localized protein 20-like
Exons: 2
Coding region: 586-1353 (255 amino acids)
Cellular component (GO): nucleus
Molecular function (GO): DNA-binding transcription factor activity; minor groove of adenine-thymine-rich DNA binding
Source: RefSeq, a predicted model, not a curated record